Phytophthora nicotianae INRA-310 is the source of this 660-nucleotide messenger RNA. RefSeq lists its product as hypothetical. Lineage: Eukaryota; Oomycota; Peronosporomycetes; Peronosporales; Peronosporaceae. The record is from RefSeq and is a predicted model, not a curated record. The transcript has a single exon. The annotation marks the transcript as partial.
CAUUUUCUGAUGGUAACAAAUUAUGAGAAAGGAAGUGACGUCAACGAGUUCUUCCUCAUUCAGCAAGACGCGAUGUCAAAAGCGACCGAAUCGGUCCUGACUGAUGGACAGAAAGCGUCUUGGAAAGGCGACCUCCGCAUCUGGAAUGGUGAUCGGAAGUACAUCCCGUACGACGAGCUCAACAUGAGCAUCGAAGACACGAUCCGUAAGAUGGAGAAGCAAACACGCUGCACCAUGGAUAAGGGUACCCCAGAAAACUACAGUACCAAGAACGAGCGUGCACUUCUUUCUCCGGCACAGGGCAUGGAGCGCGUUGUCUCCUACGAGAGGUAUGCAGUUACUACCAGGAACCCCGCCAUCACAUCCGACAGUGUCGUGGAUUGCAAAGGGAAUGUAAAAGCAGGCCUGCCGGCAAACUUUGAAAGCCAGGGUAUAUUUGGAACUGCUUCCACCCUUAUAAAUGAAAUGACACCGGCUCGAGCCGUGGUUGUAGGUCGUGGCAAAAAGGCGGUCGUCGAAGCAGUCGAAACAAUGGUGAUCUUGGCAAUAAUGCUCGUGGUAACAAUGGCAGCAAGGAAGGACAUCAGCAACCUCGCUGUUAAGAAGAUGGACACGAUCGGUCGCGCCGUGAAGACGCACGCAUUGCGGUUGUUAAUAUAG